Tachysurus vachellii is the source of this 2528-nucleotide messenger RNA. RefSeq names its product placental growth factor b (gene pgfb). The transcript is spliced from 7 exons. Lineage: Eukaryota; Metazoa; Chordata; Actinopteri; Siluriformes; Bagridae. Gene Ontology annotation, biological process: positive regulation of mast cell chemotaxis; positive regulation of protein phosphorylation; positive regulation of angiogenesis. Gene Ontology annotation, molecular function: vascular endothelial growth factor receptor binding; chemoattractant activity; growth factor activity. Gene Ontology annotation, cellular component: membrane. The record is from RefSeq and is a predicted model, not a curated record. Bases 448 to 930 code for a protein of 160 amino acids.
AAGCAACUUGUUGAAAUGUGCUGAGGGCCAAUUAGUAGCCCGAAUGUGUGCGCAUGUAGAGGAAACGCGCAGGGUGAUCAGCACAAGGACGCUUUAAAGCGCACGAAUUAAAAGCACCUACACGCUGACAUUAAGUCACAAACGUAGUACCUAGUUUUCAUCGUGUCUUCAGUGUCUCUGAGAUGUUUCCGUUUAGGAGCCAUUCAAAGAUCUGAUACGGCUGUGCUGAGAAACGUUUGAAGUUUUAGAUGUUUAUCUGAUCCCUAAGGAAGGGACGGUUGCGCGCAUCUUUACUCAGCGGCUGAUAACGAAACACUCAAGUUGUUUCUUCUUCUUUUCGUGGGAUUAUAUUUCUGACUUUUUUGAACUUUUGCGUAGUUUUGUCGGAAGUGGAUUUCUGUCACUGAAGCGAGUGGACUCAGGUCUUUGGCACUGAAAUAUCCCAACAUGAGCGUCUUGGCGUCGCUGGUGCAGGUCGUAGCGGCUGCGCUCCUGACGCUGCCCCCUGCGCAGUGUUCACACUCAGGCACUACAAACAGUACCUCUAAAGUAAUCCUGUUUCAAGAGGUGUGGGGAAGGAGCUUCUGCCACACCAUUGAGACACUGGUGGAUGUAGUGCAGGAGUAUCCUGGGGAGGUGGAGCACAUAUACAGCCCUUCCUGUGUGCCAUUGGUCCGUUGUGCUGGUUGCUGCGGAGACGAAAACCUUGAGUGCCACCCCACGUUAACUUCUAACGUCACUAUACAAUUAUUAAAGCUGAAGCCAGCAGAGCAGGCACAGGAGUACGUGGAGAUGACUUUUGUGGAGCAUAAAAGCUGUGAAUGUAGACUAAGAAAGCGCACACCAAAACAUGACAGAGUUGAUCUUUUUUUCAUUGUAGGUGGAAGCCAAGAGGAAGGGGGAGAAAAAGAAAGGAGAAACAGCGAGUAAAAGACUGCGAUGGGUGCCAGCCUCCUCGAAGGUAAACACAGUGGCUUCCUGCUCUCUGCCCAUCCCGUACUGCCCCUUCAGUGUACUGCCAGCCUCUUAAAGCAUCCUGCGUCACCUCAACCAACAGAUCCAAGAUGCAUCAUAGUGAUGGGGAGAUCACCGGGGACAUUUUAUCUACAGGAAGUGCCUUUUGUGAGGUGAUACUCCAAGACAUGCGUCUCACACCUCUCAUAAGGACCAUAACAGUGGUGGGCCAAGACCUAGUGUCUGAGCUAGAACCUGAGCCCUCAGAACACUGGCUAUAUAACAUCAAAAAUGUAUUAUUAUUAUUAUUAUUAUUAUUAUUAUUAUUAUUAUUAUUAUUAUUAUGCACACUAUCUCUGACACAUCAAAUAUUUUAUUUAUUGCUUGCAAGCCAUAAGAGAGAUCAUGUUUGGCUGUUUUUGCCUAAAUAUUCUGCUGAAUUUUGGCAUGAGUACAAAUUGGGAUUUUUUUUAAAGAUCAAAAGAUGUAAUAACCAAAGACAGAUGGUUUUGCCAGAAAACAAACAAUCAUCCCUUCUGAUGUGUCCUUCAUCAACAUAAGCAUUAAGCUUCUUUCUUCUUGUAUUAAUGGAUUCUCAGAGUAAAUGUAAUUACAAAAGAAUAACUAAAAGCUAAUAAGUUAUACAAGAAUUGAAAGCUGGGACAAAGACUAAGAAUCUCCUCCCUACUUGCUAAUAUAAUUCCCUUUUCACAAAUAUCAGUCCCUGUAAAGAGUUUUCUCUCCCUGUCCCUCAGGACUCCUCUAUGUUUGUAUCAUUAGCAGACUGUCUGUUGGUUUGGCAUUCUAGCUGUCAGAGCUCCAGUCCUACAUCUCUGAGUUUUUCUUACAAACAUUCACUUCGCAGAAUGAAUUCUCGAGCAUGAAUAAGUCUACAUGAGGAUGGGUGCACGUGGACAGCUUUAGAGCUCGAAGUGACUUCUUACGUUAAAUAACAUUGAAGUAGUGACCUCUACUGGUGUCUCUACUGGUUAUUAUUUUCCAAACAAACAAACCUGCUGUAGCAUACAUAUGAUUUAAAUAAUGACAGUUCAUGGAUGAGUCAAUGAAUUUAAGAGUGUCUAUGAUUUUGCAAAACAAGCGACGAGUGUACAUCAACAUAAAUUAAAGUUGGAAAUAAAAAGUAGAUUAUUUUUGUCUAGUAAAAUGGUUCCAAAAAAGGAUGGGUUCAGGUCAGCAACAUGAUGAGACUCAAUCAAAAAAAAUAAAAAUAGUAAUAAUAAACAAAUUAAAAAAAAAUAACCACCUGCUGCUAAUACUACUUGGCCUUUUAAUGCAAAUGUGACUGACAAUAUCAGCUUAACAGUGACUAAGAGCCUUUUAUCAAAUUAGUAUUGUGUAAAUUCUUAAAUUUUUCAGAUUUUAUUAGCACAUCAAAAAAUAUAGGAGUGUAUUGCAAUAAAUCUGGCAGCAUUUCAUUGUGUUGCUGAGUAUGAACAUUAGAGCAAUUGUUUUCAUUUUUAUUACCAUCAUGGGUCAAGAGUUUUAAAGUUAUUUUCAGUUUCAUGUAUAUUGUACAUAUUUAUAUAUGAUAUUGAUAAUGUAUUACUACCAUG